Molecule: messenger RNA, 828 nt
Organism: Rhinocladiella mackenziei CBS 650.93
Lineage: Eukaryota; Fungi; Ascomycota; Eurotiomycetes; Chaetothyriales; Herpotrichiellaceae
Exons: 1
Coding region: 1-828 (275 amino acids)
Cellular component (GO): extracellular region
Source: RefSeq, a predicted model, not a curated record
AUGCUCUUGCUACCACUCCCACUCCCAAUCUUCUUCAGCAGCCUCGCCCUCUACGCCCUCCCCAUUCUCAGUCAAGAAACGCAAACAAUAGAAGUCGUCGCAACGACGAUAACCCAUUACUACACGAUCGCAGCCUCCACUGUCCCCCUCUCGCCUCAGUAUACGAGUUCUCUCGAUUUCCGCACCUCCGUCCUCAACUCGACCAAUUUCUACCGCUACGAACACUCCGCCUCUUACAUCUAUUGGAACGAAUCACUCGCCGAAUACGCCCAGUCCUACUCCGAACAAUGCAUCUGGGAGCACUCGCACGGAGUUUACGGCGAGAACCUCGCUCGGGGAUAUACGAACGUCACAGCCGCAGUGGAAGCCUGGGGCAACGAACGCGAGGACUAUGAUUUUGACGAGAACGAUCCAACGGGUUUCACGGAGGCAACGGGCCAUUUCACCCAACUGGUCUGGAAAAGUACACAGUCUACGGGAUGCGGGUGGACUGACUGUGACGGGAAGAACGGGCUUGACGGUGUUUUCCUCGUCUGCGAAUAUUGGCCGCCCGGCAAUAUCAUGGGAGAUGAUAAUCGCUGGUUCAUAGACAACGUCGAGCCCGAGCGAAGUGGUGGCGACAACGGAUUCGAUGAGCUCGAGGCCACGCAGGGUGCGACCGGUGAUGUUCCCAGCUCCACGGGCUCGUCGAACAGUCCUCCUGCGAGCGCGACGAGUCCUGGUGGAGAAUCACUCGGCAGUCCGAGCAUUGAGGUCGAUCGGAGUCGGUUGCUCACUGCAGUGUGCGUCACGGUUGCCGCUGUUUUGUUUGGCCUGGGGAUGUCUUGA